Debaryomyces hansenii CBS767 is the source of this 258-nucleotide messenger RNA. RefSeq names its product DEHA2G17556p. The coding region runs from base 1 to 258 and encodes 85 amino acids. The record is from RefSeq and is a predicted model, not a curated record. Lineage: Eukaryota; Fungi; Ascomycota; Pichiomycetes; Serinales; Debaryomycetaceae. The transcript has a single exon.
AUGCGUGUGAUAUUCUUUCAUAUAAAGUUGGGCAAUAAGAACAAUCUUGUGAAAUAUCGGUCUCCACUUAACCUUGAACCUAAAUAUAGACCUUAUAUACCAAUACUACAUACAAUUCUCUUUAAAAUGAUCCUAUGCAAUCUUUUGAGUUUGUUUAAAUAUGGUCGUACUAUGCAUGUGUCAACGACGCACUACUACGGUCUAUGGCCGCAACAACUGGACUCAGGAUACUUACGUAAACCAGUACCACAAGUCUAA